Molecule: messenger RNA, 2337 nt
Organism: Racocetra fulgida
Lineage: Eukaryota; Fungi; Glomeromycota; Glomeromycetes; Diversisporales; Gigasporaceae
Source: the annotation of a GenBank genome assembly
AUGAAUUAUCCCAAAGAACAAAGAAGCAAAAUAACAAAGUUAGAUAUUAGUAAUCAAAAUCUAGAAAGAGAUAUUGAUUUAAUUGAUUUUACUAACCUAAAAAAAAUAAAUAUUGUCGGUAAUCGAUGGUUGGGAGAGAUAAAGGAAAAUGCUAAGACGAUAGUGUUAGGUAGUCUUUGUUUAGAAUUUAAGCCUGAUAAAUUAGUUAUCAAUAAUUAUCCCGUCUUAGGAGAAAUUAGAACUUUUGGAGAAAUUAAAAAUAUCACCGAGGUAUCCAUUAUUAAUUGUCCUCGAUUAAAAAAAGCAAAAUUAAGAGAGUUUGAUUGUGAAAAUAACCAAUUGACUAAUAUGGAUUUUAGUGGGCUAGAAAAAUUAACCUAUGUUAACCUAAACAAUAAUAAUUUUUCUCAGCAAGAUUUAACUAUUUUUAGCCAAUUAGCUAAUUUAGAAGAAUUACAAAUUGGCAAUGAUGGUCAAGAAAAGGUUAAUUGGUGGACUGGUUCAUUAGAACCAUUAAAAUAUUGUUAUCAAUUAAAGAAGUUAAAUAUCAAGAAUACUGAUUUAAAUAGCGGGGUAGAAUAUUUACCGAUUAGUUUGAAAGAGCUUGAAAAUAUGUAUAAAGCAAAAUUGGUGCCUUGCUUUUUGAGAAUACUAGCCUACUUAUCGCCCUCUUACAUUGAACAUGAUGAUUUAGUAAAAAUUAAAGAUUUAUAUAGUGAAAAAAUUGGGUAUUCUACUAAAGAAAGACCUGAAAGCAAAAUUAGAGAAAUUGCUAAGCAACUAGAUUUAUUUACUAAAGAAUACCAUAAUUGGGCAGAAUUAGAGAUAGGAUUUUCUCCUAAUGAGUUAAAUUAUGUUCAAGGUGAUUAUUUCUUUGCAACUCAUUUAAAAAAAGAAAAAGAACUUAAUCCACAAAACAUAACAUUACGACAAAAAUGGGAAGAAAAAGGAUUUAAUCAGCAACAAGUUGAAACUUUAAUCAAAAAUGGUCUAAAACCAAAUGACUAUGAUUAUGCUAAAUGGUUAGAGAAGAAAAGAACUUUAUUAUUAGAAAUUCUCAGGAAAAUAUUUUUUAUAAAUACAGUAGAAUGGUAUAGAGAAGAGUAUAAAAAAGUAAAUAGCAAAUACGGGUUAUGUAAGCAAUGUCGUGAACCUCACACUGAAGGCAGAAAGGAAUUUUUGGGACAAGCAUUGAUUGACAUUUUUUUUGGAGCAAAAUUAAUUAGAAGUAUUAUGGAUAUUUUUCACAUUAAACUCAAGGUUGUUCUAAAAAGUUUAAAUAGUUCACGAGAAAAUAUUACAGAUGAUUUUUUGGAAGAAAUUGCUAAUCAUAGAUUAGUUGAUAGUAGACCAGAUAGUCGAGGUAUUGUUCCAUUUUAUGGCAUUUCACGAGACCCAAAGACCGGAGAUUAUCUCAUGGUUAUGGAAUAUGUGGAGGAUGGUGAUUUACGUCAAUUUUCAAAGGACAUUUUAAUUAAUGCAGACCUUUCUAUUAAAAUUGAACAUUUAUUUAGCAAAAUAGUAUUAAUGCACGAACUUUCUAAAGGGUUAAAAUUAAUACAUGACAGAGGGCUAAUGCACCGAGACUUUCACCCCGGCAAUAUCUUAUGUACCAGAGUUGGCAAGUCUUUUGGUGGGUUUUUUUGUACCCAUGCUAGCAUUACUGAUCUAGGUUUGUGUCGCCCGGCCAAUGAAACUAAUAAAGAAAAUGUUUAUGGAGUAUUACCUUACGUGGCUCCCGAAGUUUUACAAGGGCAACCUUAUACCCAAGCCAGUGAUAUUUACUCUUUUGGAAUAAUAGCUUAUGAAAUUUUUGCUAAUGCUCAUCCUUAUCCAGAAAUGGAUGAUUUAGAUUUGGCUUUAAAAAUUUGUCAAGGGUUAAGGCCAAAUUUAGAUACUGCUAUAUUGCCACAGUUAUUGAAGGAUUUAAUUAAGAGGUGUCGCUUAAUGAAUGAAUGUGGAACAGACAGUGAAUUUUCUCGGCAGCAAUCAUUAAUGAUUUUUGACUUAUCAUUAAUGGAAAAGGAAAACAAUAAUAACAAUGAUUCUUCUAACUCAAUUCAUCAUCCUCAAAUCGUUUAUCGCAGUCGGCUUUUACUAACUAAGCAAAUUGCUCAAUUAUUACAAAACUCACAAGAAAUUAAUACUUCUCAAGCAGAAUUUGAUAUUUUAAAAGGGUGCGGAGAGGCAGAGGAAACCAGUAAAGCACUAGAAAAUUAUGCUGAACCACAGUGGGUAAAGGAGAAAGUGGCAACGGGAGAAGUAAACCUAGAUGAGUUAAGACAAGCUUAUCAGGAAGAACUUCAAACCCAAAUUGAAAUAUCUCCUAUAAGGUAA